UUUUUAACAUUCAAAUGGUUAUAUGAACCCAAACCAAAAUCAUAAAGAUCUGAACUAGACCUGAACCAAAAUUUAAAAAUACAUGAAUAGAGCUGAAAUUUUCUCUAAAAUCUGAAACUCAAAUAGAUCCGAAUUGAAUCCGAAUAGAUAUCCGAACGCCACCCAGCGUAUCCUAAGAUAUAUCUCUUGGGACUAAAGGCUUCCUUAUUGAGCUAUUUGGCCCAUAUCCAUUGUACUAUUAGAGUUGACUGGAUUUGGGCUUUAAAUUUUUAAUUCAUUUAAAGCCGAGUUUACUAUUCUUAAAAAUCUUAGUGAUAUCGCCGGCCGGUAUUAUAUAAAUACACUUGUUUAACACUGAGCAUAUUGUCUUAACACACGUGGUACAUGCGACCCACGUGGAAACCAUCUAACCAUAGUAAAACAAUUGUAAGUACCAUUAAAUUUGUUUUAAUACUUCAAGAUUCAUGCAAUGGUCGGUUAUUCCGACACGUAAAUGAAAAUAGUGGUAUCAUUUAGCCUUCGAUGUGAGCCAGGAGACAACCAAAUCAAUCCCAUCUUUACACAUAUUAAACAUUCGAGUAUCGUCUCUCAUUUUAAUAUACUUUAUUACACUAUACUUGAAUAUCUGCCGAUGGACUGAGUACCUUUUUAUUACCAAUCAUUCGACCAUUAUAAUUUUUACUCUUAUCAAUAUUAAGAAAACUAUACGUACAUCACCACAAGUUUCGAAUACAACAACAAAUCUUCAUAAAUUAAUAAUCCAAAAGUAAAAUUCAAAAUCUUCCGGUUUGAUUCCAUCUAUGCAGGAACAAGUCUACUUAACUAGUUUUUUUCAGAAAUCUAUUUACAACCAAACUCAAUUUAACGAUAUGAGAUGAAAAUAUCUGGUAUUAAUAAAUAAAAUAUCAGAACUAACCUCCAUCUGUACCUUAGAGGAACAUUGAGCUUAGAACAUGUUGUAGUUCAUUAUAACAAAAUCUAAAGAGAUUUUUUUGGGGAUGACAUGGCAAUAACCUUUGGAAGUUAUCGAACUAGCGUUUCGGAAAAUGCCGAACAAAACGGCGCCUGAUUAGGUCGUUUUCAGAUCCGAUUUCCUCUUCUUCCACACGCCUCGUCUCAAUCGGUCAAACAACACAUAGAGAGAUCCGGACCACCCGGUCCAUACCAUUUCUCUUACCGACGAGCUCAUCUAAUUCUCCACGUGUCAAAACUUCCACGGUGUAAAUUUCUCGUGACGUCAUCAAUACCGACACGUCAACACUAACUGUUUUCUUUCCAUCCCGUUAACAAGCUUAUCUUCGGUAUAUAAAUAGUACCAGUAAGCUCUGUUUCACAUGUCUUUCACAGUUCACAAUAAAUUUCACAUUUCGAAUUUCGAAUCUUUCUUCCCCAAAUCUCUUCUUUUUUUUCGUUUUAUAUAUAUAGAGGAUGAGUAUGAGAGGAGAAGCUGAAGCUUGGCCGGAGAUGGAGGCGAUAGCUAGGAAGAUGGUGGAGGAAGUUGACACAGAGAGCAGCGGAUCGUCCGAAGCUGAGACUGAGUCUCCAAGAUCCGUUGGACGCUGGACUGCUAAGGAGAGAGUGCAUAGCCAGGUUUUAAAGAUCAGAGAGGAGGAUCUUUGCGUUCUCGAGAAUCGUCGAUAUCUUCAUCGUCCACAUGGUCUCGGUUUCUUCUUGAUCUCGAGGCCGAACUUGCCGUGUUCGCCUCUCAGUGGCAAAGUGAAAUCCCUUAACGCGAUUCAUUGAUAUGACUCUCCCAUCGAUCAAAGGUGUUCUGUCCUAAUGCGUUUUCUUUUUAAUUUCUCUGUUUUUUCUUUCUUGUUAGUUGUGUUACUGGAAGAACUCUUUAGAGAGAGAGCCUUUCUCUUGUCAUAAUGUCAUGUGUAUAUAAACCGUGAAUGUAUAUAUGAGUUCAUGAAACUUUAUGCUAGACUUUUGUUUACAUAUUUUUCUCUAUACGCCUGUAAUUAUCAA
Molecule: messenger RNA, 1971 nt
Organism: Brassica rapa (field mustard)
Lineage: Eukaryota; Viridiplantae; Streptophyta; Magnoliopsida; Brassicales; Brassicaceae
Source: RefSeq, a predicted model, not a curated record